This is a messenger RNA of Colletotrichum phormii, 1907 nucleotides long. RefSeq lists its product as uncharacterized. The record is from RefSeq and is a predicted model, not a curated record. The transcript has 2 exons. NCBI's taxonomy places the organism in Eukaryota, Fungi, Ascomycota, Sordariomycetes, Glomerellales, Glomerellaceae. The coding region runs from base 54 to 1676 and encodes 540 amino acids.
CGGAACGGCAAUAUUACUCCACAAAGUCGUUUCGAAAGAUUCUUGUCGACAUCAUGAAAUCUCUCAAUUUCUUUUCUGCCUCUUUCGCUCUGUCUAGCGCUCUCUUGGCACAAGCGGCUCGGCCCUUGGAGAACCUCGGCCGAGGCGUAGUAGCUGUCCGCGCAAACGACGAAGAAACCUUGGUCACCUGGCGCCUUCUUGGACUCGAUCCAUCAGGAAUUGGCUUCAACGUCUAUCGCGACACGGGGAGCUCUCCGACAAAGCUUAACGAGCAAGUCCUCACGGGCGGCACCAACUUUCUUGACUCUACCGCUGACCCGAAUGACGUUAAUACCUACUUCGUGCGGCCCGUCGUUGGCGGCAAAGAACAAGUAGCGAGCGGAUCUUUUAGUCUGCCUGCCAAGAACGCGGUCGAGCCGGUUGUCCGGGUCCCCAUCCACAGCGGCGGCGCUGUCAAGUUUGUCUGGGUUGGCGAUCUUGACGGAGAUGGCGAGUGGGACUACGUUCUCGACAGACAGACUUCACCUCAGACUAUCGAGGCCUACACUAGCAACGGCACUUUCCUUUGGGAAGUUAACCUGGGCCCGAACAGCGAGAACCAGAACAAUAUUGAGCCAGGAUCUUCGACCAUUGACGUCGGCCACUGGGACGGUGUCACUGUUUUCGACUUCGACAGCGACGGACGUGCGGAAGUUGCUAUUCGUAUCGCCAAUGGAGUUGUGUUUGGAGACGGGAAUACGUUCGACGAUGGAGACACAGAUAAUCAUCAAUCCAUGGCCAUCCUGGACGGGCUUACAGGAGCUCUUCGCGCCUCCGCCCCGGUUCCUACGGACUACAUCAACGACGGACCGCUUGCUGCCCGUCUUGGUGCCGGAUUUCUCGACGGAGAGACGCCUCAUCUCGUUGCGUACAUGAAGAACCGUAUUGGGUCUGGCGAUUUCAACUUGAUGUAUGUGACCUGGACCUUCGACGGCACAUCUCUGAAACAGAAGUGGAAGUGGAAUUGUGGUGACAAAAACUUCCCCGACGGGCAUAACACACGCAUUAUCGACCUCGACGGGAACGGCAAGGAUGAAGUCCUCGAGAUCGGCUUUGCUCUAAAUGGAGACGGCACGGAGAGGUACACCCUAGGUGACCAGGGCAUUAUCCACGGCGAUCGGUUCCACCUCGCCAAGAUUGACCCCGAUCGUGCCGGUCUUCAGGGGUAUGGCGUGCAGCAACGAAACCCAAAUCUCAUUUACGAGUACUACUAUGAUGGAUCGUCCGGUGAGAUCAUCUGGAAGCAUGUCGGCGACAACGUGACCGACGUUGCUCGCGGCAUGAUCGAUGAUAUUGACCCAACCCAUCCUGGUAUGGAAGUAUGGUCGUUUUCGGGAGUCUACAACGCCAAAGAGAAUGAACUCACAGACGCUUCCAAUAGUCUCCCUCGCAUCUUGAGAGUCGGCGAUUUUGGUGGGGUGACUACCGGAAGAUAUCCUAAUUUCAUUGGUGACAUCCUCGGUGACUGGCGAGAGGAGGUCAUCGUCACGAAUGAAGCUGCCGAUGAGUUACUCAUUUUCACGACAGAUAAGUCGAGCGAUAUUCGCUUGUAUACUCUGGCUCACAAUCCUGCAUACCGCAAUGCAAUAACUCUGAAGGGAUAUAUGCAAUCUCAUCAUGUCGACUACUUUCUUUGAAAGGACAUGAAGACACCACCGCAGCCAAAGAUCCGAUAUACAGUCGCUAGGUAAGGGGAGAUAUCAGAAGGGUAACUCAGUACAAUGACGAGCAAGCUCCUACUGGAGUCCGCAAAGGGUGGCAGUACAUAUUCAGUCUCAAAUAAGAACUUUUGCUUUGUGUGUGAGAAGCUCUGACAAUCCUUAACGUAGGGAAUGUGACAUCCAUAGCUCAAUUUAAGGUUUUCCGAC